Messenger RNA from Fusarium graminearum PH-1, 984 nucleotides. RefSeq lists its product as uncharacterized. Bases 1 to 984 code for a protein of 327 amino acids. The transcript has 3 exons. NCBI's taxonomy places the organism in Eukaryota, Fungi, Ascomycota, Sordariomycetes, Hypocreales, Nectriaceae. The record is from RefSeq and is a predicted model, not a curated record.
AUGGCUACACCAACUCUCUACUCAUACGAGCCUGUAAAACCCCAUCAGCUACGACUAUUGAAGUUUUUAGACUAUGUUCUCGAUACAUUACGUCCAUUCAUUGAUGUGUUGGAGUCAAAGGGUCAACUUCUCGAUGGUCGGUGGUGGUGGAUAGAUUCAAUCUGCAUCAAUCAAUCAGAUGUUGAAGAGAAGGCCCAGCAAAUACAACACAUGCAACGCAUUUAUUCUCAGGCUAGCCGAGUCAUUUGCUGGCUUGGAAAAGAAUCAGGUGACAGUAAUAUUGCUAUGGAAUUCGUCAAACAUCUCGACAAGAUGUCCAGAGAAAAAUAUCACAUCGACAAGCUUCGCACGAUAUUACAGGCUAGUGAAUACCGUGCAAAAUGGGCAGCACUGGGCAAUCUUCUGUCUCGCAGGUGGUGGUCAAGGAUCUGGACCGUUCAGGAGUUCGUACUCCCCGCGAGUAUUUCUUUUUGGUGCGGCACACGCAGUGUCAGUAGGGUCGCCAUGUGUCGCAGCAUAAGCACCGCGGACAAAUGUCCCUCGGUCGGCAUAAAAGCGACUCAUGGCUUCAUCAAAGCAAACAACAGAAGAAGGGCACGUGGAUUGCACAAGUACACAACCAGCGCAGGAGUCAAUGUGACCCUGACUCUUGCAGCAUUGGCUGACUAUUUCUCUUGCAUGGAUGUAACGGAUGGCCGAGACCGGUUGUAUGGUCUGAUGGGUCUCUCUACUGACAAAUGGCUUCCGGAUGUCAACUAUCUCAUCAAUGCCGAAGAGGUCUGCCUACGUUUUGCGCAAGCUUUUAUAACACACUACAAAUCUCUUGACAUUAUAGCAUUCGCCUUGACUCAGAUUCGACCGUGUUCAUCCUGGCCGUCCUGGGUACCUAGCUGGCGGAAUGAUAAAGCCCUAGUUGUUCCUCUAAUGAUGCCUAGUGCUAGAUCGAAAAGAUCGAUAUAUGCGAUGUCCCAUGCCAACCGUUGA